AUGUCCGCCACAGUUAAGCCAACCAAAGACAAAUCUUAUGCGGGGAUUCCACGUCUCACUCCAAGACCAACUGCCGCCUCAGCAGCGAGGGCUGCAAGAAAUGCUACGAACCGAAACUUGUCAACACCUGCUGUUCAGCGACUAUCGCCAGUUAGGUCUCCACCAUCACCGGCGAAUUCUCGGGUAAAAACGGCUGUGCAGCGUAAUGGCAAGUCAGACUCGAGAACUGAAAUUAAGAUAAACAGAAACCGUGAACCCGAACUACCUCCGGCAUCAGAUGUGCCCGAUGGACAGGAAGUUUUUGAAAUGGAAAAUGUUCCUGAAGAUGUAAAGCAUCAAGACGUGACUAUUGAGAUAACCGAAGACUCCCAAAUUGUUAUGCACGAUAUCGAAGAUACCGUAGAAGCUAUGAAUGAUUCAAUGAGACUCGAGAAUGAACAGACGGCACCAUUCGCUGGUACAAGUUCAGAAAACAUGGAUCAAACGCGCACACAGACACCGGUAAAUAGUCGCCCACAGACGCCGAUUUCCAAGAGCCGGCCGCAGACUCCAAAAACUAUCACACAAAGACCGCAAACGCCUAAAACCCCAAGCAGACCUACCACACCGGCAAAGACCGCACCGCGAAAUAAUAUCCCCAGUCGACCCAAUACUCCUCAAAAAAGUGUCGCGCCUUCUAGGCCUAAAACCCCAAAGGCCAUAGCCACGCGACCAGUAACGCCGGUCACAUCGAAUGCGCAAAAACAACCACAAGAUAAUAUUGAUAUAAGAACCGCGUACAAUGCGAAGCAGAAACAAUUUCAGCGGUUGAAAAAGGAACUUGACCUAAAACAACAAGCUGUGUUAGAGAUGUUCGAUAAUUUGCGAAGGCUACGUGAGCGAAUGAUAAACGAAGGCGUUUCAGCCAGCGGUGAAGGUCUUACAGAACUGGUUUUAUUUAAUGUCGCCGAUUGGGCUGAAGAAGAAAUUAAUCAGCUCUGUCAAAAUGCUAUGGGCCCUUCGCUCACUGAUGGUGCUGUUAAGCUUAUUAACACGACCGUUCCCAUUGAUGACCAUGCACUUUCUAACGUACAAAGUAAAGCGAUGAACAUCCCUUCAUGUUUUGCGGAUCUGUGUAUUCAGGCUUUUGCAGCACGUCAAGAACUAAUUGACUGGGUAAAAGAUUAUUUGAAGAAAGAGGACAAUGUAGAUACUGACGCUUUGGCCCGUAUAGCUUCUUAUAAUAAACGUGGCUUAGAAAUGUGUGAAGCUCUGCGGGAUUUGAAAGAGCGAGCAGAAGAGGCCGUUGAAACCAUAUCUUUGUUCUCCAGACGUGCAUGUAAAGAGAGGGCUACACUUUUAUCUGUUGGAGAGACUUUGGUUCGUGAAGUUGCGCGUUUGCGAGAAGAUCUAGAAUCUCGAACGACAGUCAUAAGUAAAGUACACGAGAUACCUCCUGAAAGUGAAGUGACGAAAGCUUUGGAGGAGACACGAAAAGAAUUAGACGAAGAAAGAGCUUCGAAAGCAACGAUGAAAGAGAAACUUGCUUCCACAGAGGCUCAGUUAAGACAACAGCGUAUACGGAUAUCUAAGAUGGAUCGACAACUUCGUGAAGCCGAAGCCAGUAUUACUAGUCUGACUUGCACUGUUAAGGGCUUGGAGGAUCAGAGUCGACAACGCGAAGUUCAGCUUGAGGCGAAAGCUAGAAAGUUAAGAGAAUCUCUUAAGACAGGAGAAGUAACAAGCACGCAUUUGGCACACCAGCGUGACGCUUUAGAGGCAGAAGUUGCCGACUUAAAAGAGCAAAUCAAGUCAUUAAAUGCACAACAUAAGUCGAAUGUACAAGAUCUUAAUAACCAAUUAAAAGAGUUGACAUCGGCUUUAGAUGAGGAACGCGAAACGACACAGCGAGAAGUUAAAUACAGAAAUUCCCUCGAAGAACAGUUGAGAGAGGGUCAAAACGCUAUUGAGGCACUUACAGCGAAAAUAAAUGAAUUUGAAAGGAAUAAACCGAAUCCAGAUUUACCUACAGAAAGAGAAAUGGACUUAUGGGCGGAAUUGCAGUCAACAAAAGAUACAUUAAGAAUAACAGAAGAGGAAGUAAUUGCCUGUAAAAGGGAGAAAGUUCGCUUCUUGGAGACCAUGACUAAAAUAGCUGUAAUGGAGUCAGAUAACAAAGUCGGUUUACAACAAAAACUAGCGGCCGAAUUGUUGAGUAAAGAAGAAAUAAUUAGCAAAAUGCAGAUACAGCUUCGAGAUCUGUCUAAGAACAUCAAGCUGAACGAGCAAAAGGUAAUACAAUAUGAACAGUACGUCCGCGAUGUACAAGCUCAUAAUCGAGCAAUCGCUAAUUGCCAAGAAUCACCGAAUGGUAUUACUUAUCAAGAUUUACAACAGGAGAUCAUGAACCUGAAAAUGGGUCUCCUCGAUGCUGAACAUCGUAACGAGGAACUGUCAGAGAUUUUAACACAAAAAGAUCAACAGCUGGAGCAGCAGGACAAAACAUCACGUACACAGGCAAGACUCAUCAAGGUUCGAGAAGAGUUGAUCAACAUGCUCAAGAAUAAAGAGACGGAGCAGAGUCGUGAGCUCGCCGCUUUGCAAAAAGAUUUAGAACAUCGAAUGAAAAUUGUAGACGAAGUAAAUAAGCAGAUAGCAGCAAAGGCCGAUGAGAUUCAAGAGCUUUUUGCAACUCUCGAAACCAAACAGCAACAAAUUCAUCGGUUGGAAAAAAUCGUUCUUGCCUUAGAAGAACAGCAGCGUCGGGCCCAAGCGCAGCGCACACGACACGAGGAAAAAAUUGCUGCUUUAGAACAUGAGCUCGCGGCUGGUGGAAAUCGGAAAGACAGGUCAAAAACAUUAUAA
Molecule: messenger RNA, 2844 nt
Organism: Leptosia nina
Lineage: Eukaryota; Metazoa; Arthropoda; Insecta; Lepidoptera; Pieridae
Source: the annotation of a GenBank genome assembly